UUGUUCUUUUUGCAGCCAUCUACCUUCAGCCAUCUUUGAAUCGUACAUAGCGCUGGGGUGACAGCAUUUAGUAGUAGGUGCCGCAACGAUGCGUAAUGCAGUGUUUGAUACGAAAUACACAAUCCAAUCAGCCUUAAAAACAAGGGAGCCAACGUCAUUAUUUUGGAUAUUCGGACUUGGAAAUGGGGUUAAUUGGAGAGACGCGAAGAGACAUCAUGCUUCGAUGGUUCCAAUGAUCUUAUGCACUGUUGCAACAACUGCGCUGGCAGCCUGGUUUACAGCAAGGACUUGUUAUCUUGCCCCCGACAUUAUACUAAACAAAAUUAAUUUAAUAGAAGACUUGGAUCCCGAAAAAUACUGCUACAGGUUCUACUCUCCCACUAUUGACUGGGCCGUUAGGACGUUUGACACACCCAUGCCUGAGGUCGAGAAGUAUUCCGGAUUCGAGCAGUACAAAGGCUGGUUUGAAGAAUAGUCUGACAGCCAUGCUGUAUGCUGUCCAUUGAAUAGGAAAUUACACUAGAUUAUGUUAAAUCAAGUUGUUAUAGAAUCAGAUAUGCAGCCUAACUGUUCAUGUUUACACAGGGACAAUCUAAGUACAAACCAUCCUGUUACGUUGAUUUGAAAAGAAAUAGAAUUUUGGGCCAUUUUCUUUGAAGAAUUCAGCAGGAUUUUCCCUCUGAAUUUGCAAGUGUUUUUCUAACAUCAAGGAGACAUACCUGUGUGUGUUUUAAAUGAGUGAAUCAAUUUUUUUGAAUUUCACCUUUGUUAAUUUUACCAAUUAAAAGCUUUGGUUUCAUACACCCAGAUGUAAACAAUAAUCCACCAAACUGUGCUUGUAGAGUAUUUAAACUAAAUUUGACCUAAAACUCAUUCAGAAUCAGUAGGUAGUAAUUUUUCUCUGAAAUCAAGUCCUAGUGUGCCUUUCUCUUCCUCCCCCUCCCCCACCUUGUGUCUUGAAUGUACGUAAGGCUGCUGACCACGUCUGUAGUCUAUGUAGGUGUCUGUAAUGGUAAAUCCGUAUAACUGUAGCUUUGUAACUUUUCUUUUGUAAAUACAAUAUGGUGUAUAUUAUAUCAUAACCAGCCAUUGACUGCCAGAAUAUGGUCUUCCUCUAGAGGGCAGUGGCCUUGUUUCUUGGAAACUGACCCAGCGAGAGGUUGAUGUGUGUGUUUAUGUUAAUGUAGGGGGCUGAUGCUGUUUAAUCUCUAGGUUGCUCCUAGAUUGUCUUGUUCUUUGCUGCCCUCUGUUGUAACGGGGCUAGCUUGUCUUGUUAAAAAUACCACCUGCUGGGGGUUAGUAGUUGCUCACUCCCUCCUUUCCCCUCAACAAUGGUUAUGUAAGUGUUCAGAAUUAUUGGACAACCGAGAAGAGGGACUUAUUCAUAGUUAUCAAUGAAAGGACUUUAGUCUUAUCAAUAAAUCUCCCGUUAGAGGAGUAGGAGGAGGAAAAAGAGUCACUGGGCGCAUUGAUGUUUUUUGGAAACCUUGGAUCUCAAAAAGCACAAAACUGAAGCGCACAUCUAGUUCUGAGCAUUUUGAGCAUUACUUGUUUGUUAGCCACGCACACUUAUAUAACUCAUUUUUUGCUGUUUGCUGUUUUUGCUGGAAUUUCUUGUAAUUUUAUUGGAAUCAAUAACGCGUUGGUUUGACACUGGAAAUAAAGUUUUUAAAACGAUAGAAA
This is a messenger RNA of Lingula anatina, 1683 nucleotides long. RefSeq lists its product as uncharacterized. Lineage: Eukaryota; Metazoa; Brachiopoda; Lingulata; Lingulida; Lingulidae. The record is from RefSeq and is a predicted model, not a curated record.